AGCGGGCCUUCAAUUUCUGAACCUGAAAAUCCAAAACUGUCUGUCUCUUUGAUCAGCGAAAGUAGAAGAGAAACGAUUCAACGACGAAGACAUUGUUCAUAGGCAGUGUUUUGUAGAAAGAGGAGUCCGUGUUCUGGAUCUACGAGCUAUGGCUGGUGCGUGGAAAAGACGCGCAUCUUUGAUCGUUUUCGCAAUCUUACUCUUCGGGAGCUUGUUCGCAUUUUCUAUAGCUAAAGAAGAAGCUACCAAGUUAGGAACAGUUAUUGGUAUAGAUCUUGGAACAACUUACUCAUGUGUUGGUGUUUACAAGAAUGGACAUGUUGAAAUUAUAGCAAAUGACCAAGGUAAUCGUAUCACCCCUUCAUGGGUAGCCUUCACUGACGGUGAAAGGCUGAUUGGUGAAGCAGCUAAAAACCAGGCUGCUGUUAAUCCUGAGAGGACCAUCUUUGACGUCAAGAGACUUAUCGGGAGAAAGUUUGAGGACAAAGAAGUACAAAGGGACAGGAAACUUGUUCCAUAUGAGAUUGUUAACAAGGAUGGGAAACCAUAUAUCCAAGUUAAGAUCAAAGAUGGGGAGACUAAGGUCUUCAGUCCUGAGGAGAUCAGUGCUAUGAUUCUGACCAAGAUGAAAGAAACAGCAGAAGCUUACCUUGGAAAGAAAAUCAAGGAUGCAGUUGUCACAGUUCCAGCAUACUUCAAUGAUGCCCAGAGGCAGGCCACUAAGGAUGCAGGUGUUAUUGCUGGUUUGAACGUGGCAAGAAUCAUUAACGAACCAACUGCCGCUGCCAUUGCCUAUGGAUUAGAUAAGAAAGGUGGUGAAAAGAACAUCCUGGUCUUUGACCUUGGUGGUGGUACAUUUGAUGUUAGUAUCCUCACUAUUGACAACGGUGUUUUUGAGGUUCUUGCCACAAAUGGAGACACUCAUCUAGGAGGAGAGGAUUUUGACCAGAGGAUUAUGGAGUACUUCAUUAAAUUGAUAAAGAAGAAGCAUGGAAAGGACAUCAGCAAGGAUAACAGGGCUUUGGGAAAGCUCAGGAGAGAAGCUGAGCGUGCCAAGAGAGCACUGAGCAGUCAGCAUCAAGUCAGGGUUGAGAUAGAAUCUCUCUUCGAAGGUGUAGAUUUCUCUGAACCCCUUACUCGGGCUCGUUUUGAGGAGCUGAACAACGAUUUGUUCAGGAAGACAAUGGGUCCUGUUAAGAAGGCUAUGGAGGAUGCUGGGCUAGAAAAGAACCAGAUUGAUGAAAUUGUAUUGGUUGGUGGAAGUACCAGGAUUCCUAAAGUUCAACAGCUUUUGAAAGAUUAUUUUGAUGGCAAGGAGCCCAACAAGGGUGUCAACCCUGACGAAGCAGUUGCUUAUGGUGCAGCUGUACAAGGAGGAAUCUUGAGUGGAGAGGGAGGUGAUGAAACCAAAGAUAUUCUUCUCCUGGAUGUUGCUCCAUUGACUCUUGGUAUUGAAACGGUUGGUGGAGUGAUGACAAAGUUGAUCCCAAGAAACACUGUUAUUCCUACUAAGAAAUCUCAAGUCUUCACCACUUACCAGGAUCAGCAGACUACGGUCACAAUUUCGGUCUUUGAAGGUGAACGCAGUCUCACAAAGGACUGCAGGCUACUUGGGAAAUUUGACUUAACUGGAAUACCUCCAGCUCCUAGGUACUUGAUCCAACUGCUUUCGAUAAGAAUAUUUCAUGAGUUGCUUUUGCCUUUGAAAGCUGAAGAUAAAGCCUCUGGAAAAUCAGAGAAGAUCACCAUUACCAAUGACAAGGGUCGCUUGAGUCAAGAAGAAAUUGAACGUAUGGUCAAGGAGGCCGAGGAGUUUGCUGAGGAGGACAAGAAGGUGAAAGAAAGAAUUGAUGCCCGAAACAGCCUGGAGACUUACGUAUACAACAUGAGGAACCAAAUCAAUGACAAGGACAAACUUGCAGACAAGUUAGAGUCUGACGAGAAGGAGAAGAUUGAAACCGCCACAAAAGAAGCACUUGAAUGGUUGGACGACAACCAGAGUGCUGAGAAGGAGGAUUAUGACGAAAAACUGAAAGAAGUGGAGGCUGUGUGCAACCCAAUUAUCACGGCUGUGUAUCAGAGAUCUGGUGGAGCCCCAGGAGGUGCCAGCGAGGAAUCCGCCGAGGAUGAUGAUUCACAUGACGAGCUGUAAUAGAUUUGUAGGUUAUAGUUUUCUGUUGUCAAAUAGAUACACUUCUAAUUAUUUCUUAUGUAAUUUCACCAUAUGGAGGGUGGAACGUAGAACAACUCGGAAGAAACCGUGGGUAAAGGACGUAAUGUCGCUCUGGUCUCUUGCCUCUUGUUCAUUUUUUCGUACACCUGUAUAGAGACUUAAAUCAAUUCAGAGUUCAGAUUUCUGGUAUUCA
This is a messenger RNA of Nicotiana tabacum (common tobacco), 2366 nucleotides long. The record is from RefSeq and is a predicted model, not a curated record. NCBI's taxonomy places the organism in Eukaryota, Viridiplantae, Streptophyta, Magnoliopsida, Solanales, Solanaceae.